CCAGGGUGUCCCCCGAAACCCCCAUAUUCCUCAGCCUGCGUAGGCCUUGUUUUCUGGAGUUGGAGUGUCUGGGGCGGGUUAUGGAGAUUGGGAAGAUGGGAUAAUCUAGGGUGAAAACGUAUAGUAUGGCGUAUAGAGCACUCUUGACAUGGAGAUGUCAGCCGUUAUCCUUCAAGAAGUUUGGGGGCCUGCGUCGUCAGUCAUCUGCAGCAUGCCCCCAACUCUUUCUAGUCUUUUCCUUUCUUUUUUUUUUAACUUUGGUUUUCUUUUUUCCUUUUCCCCCCUUCUGUCCGGCUUUUCGAGCAUCCACCGGCCAUCCAUCUUGGCAGCUCAGCAAAAAUCCACGACAAUUACAGUUUCAUCAUGUGGGACUUGAAAGGCGGAAAGUUCCCGUCGGCAGCUUAUCAGCUGGAAGUAUCUCCUCUGUACGCAAGUCUGAACGCGAAACAUGCCUCGGCCGUGAGUAAAUCCUAAUCCCGAUUCCCGUCUCAAUAUCACAAGGGAAAUUGUAUGGUGCCAGACAUCGUGGUCUGGCCGUUAUUAAUUUCGGAUUCGACAAUGCAAGGCUACAGGGCGUCUUCGUCCGGGACGAGGAUUGGCUGGGGAACAUAAUUGCGG
Messenger RNA from Aspergillus ibericus CBS 121593, 618 nucleotides. RefSeq lists its product as uncharacterized. The transcript has a single exon. The record is from RefSeq and is a predicted model, not a curated record. Lineage: Eukaryota; Fungi; Ascomycota; Eurotiomycetes; Eurotiales; Aspergillaceae. The coding region runs from base 126 to 467 and encodes 113 amino acids.